GCACACUGCGUGAUUCGCUCUGCAAGCCUACACAAGUGGGCACGGCAUGCAUCAAAGCGACACUCUUCUUGUCAAUGAUCUUGACAAAGUUCGCCACCAUGGAAACUUGCGCCAGCAGAGAGCGGCCCGACUGCUCUCAAAACGAUUAUGAGCGAAAGCAUGAGCUUCUUCCGCCGACGUCCCGAGCGGGGUCAGUGGGGCACCUUGUGACCACCAUUCCCGACGUCAUGCUCUGCAUUCCUUGCUCGCUUUGCUCCCCACAUUCUGCCACUUUGCGAAAGUGUGGAUCUCAGAGGCGCCAAAUGGCUCGGCGAAGCCUGGCGUUACCCGCAUUGAAAGUGGAGAGGACAUGCCAAAUACGGAGGCGGGAGAGGAGGAUGCCUUCAUGCCUUACUUGCAGCGUGGGUGAACGCGGGUCUUCGCCACUCGUUGCUUUCUUCUCAGUAGGCUGCAGGCCUUUUGCCUUCGAACACAGGCCCUUGUCUCCACGCCGUUGGCAUUCUGUCGUUUGCUGGACCACGUAUGACAGCGUCUCGUCUUGUUGACUUUUCCUACGCGAAGCUUUCAACGUGAGCGCCGGGGGGACCCCUUCGGCCGCGAGCAUCGAUCCCCAGUGCAAAGGCAGUUAAGCCGUGGCUUUCUUCCGUUACGAUCGACUUGAGAUCGACUUUUGAAUGUCGGUGCGCAAUGGCGAAGAAUUGGGAGUGCAUUGCUUGCCUUCGCUUUUCACGGGAGAGUCGCCUCUAGUUCUCAUCUUCCUAACGAUGAUGCGUCGUCUAAACUCAAGCUCGACCUCUUCGGCCCAGGCACCUUCUAUUGACGUUCCGGAAAUAGUUGAGCGAAUGCGCCGAACUGAAAGCAUAACUGCCUAUGGUCUGACCGAUGCCUGAUGGAAAGGCUGUGCCUUGCUUGAUAGCCUAGACGGGCGGACCAUACGAUUUGCUAGGUUCCGUUGACAGGGUGUAGGCUGAUACAUUCAGCGAGCGGCUGGCUCCAACCUCUGAAGGUGAGUGAGCACGGGGUGCUUCUUCAUUCCGCUGUCACUUUGCGCAGAUCAACGCAUGUGGACCACGAAGACGCUCAAAAGUCAUAGCCCCACUAUUGGCGCAGACGACCCAUACGCCUCGUGCAUGUCUUGCUCUCGUUGGUGAAGAGGGAUGCGUGGCGACGAAAAAGACGGAGCAGAGUUGGGGCGGAGACGGCUUCGCGGUUUCUAGGAGUAGACACUGCAGUGUCCGGGGAGGAUCGCUGGGCAAAAUAGGAUUCCGAGCGGCCUGAUACGACUUGCUGAACAGCCGAGCUGGCACCGAGGCGCAAUGCGACGCCGAUGAGCUCACGCACUGGUUCGCGGGGAGGGGUUGAGAGCACCGAGAUUGUGGGGACUCGAGACUGCGCCAAUCGAUGACUGAUGGGGCACACGCGUUGUUCGAUUGCACGACUUUGAUGGAGCGCAGAAUGGCAGCUCCUGGCGAGAAUCAGAAGAGCCGUGACUAUUCUCGAAGGCGAAGUCGACGGACUCGAAUAACCAACGUUAGCCGAUGUUGCUACAAGUGCGGAAG
This is a messenger RNA of Ceraceosorus bombacis, 1559 nucleotides long. NCBI's taxonomy places the organism in Eukaryota, Fungi, Basidiomycota, Exobasidiomycetes, Ceraceosorales, Ceraceosoraceae. The record is from the annotation of a GenBank genome assembly.